GCUUUUUCAUGCCCCGCAGGCCCUUACAUGCGUUUCCUAUCUUCUAAUAUCCUCGCGCUGAUAGGAUAAGACGUACUUUGUUGAGUGUGUUGACCUGUUGACUCUUAUCUGAGCGCAAGAGAACUCUUUUGGCGGCCAUACACAGGAAAACCAUUCCACUAUGAAGGCUUAUUGGUUUGACAACAAACCGGGCGACCAGCGGGAACCCCAUGACUCUGGCCGUCCGGUGACGGUGGACUACCUUGCCUCCAUUGGAGUGCAGUACUACCAUUUCCCCUCCCUCGAGUCUGUCAAUGAAUUGGCGAAGGAACGUGGAUACAAGAACCGCGAUGAGAUUGUCGUUUCUCCACAGACGAUGGGUGAUGUGUACGAGGAGAAGGUGAAGAUGUUCUUCAAUGAGCAUCUGCACGAAGAUGAGGAGAUCCGCUACAUCCGUGACGGCGAGGGUUACUUUGACGUGCGGGGCCAGGAGGACGAAUGGGUCCGGAUCAAGUUGGUGAAGGAUGACUUGAUCAUUCUUCCCGCUGGUAUCUACCAUCGUUUUACCACUGAUGACAAGAAUUACGUCAAGGCUAUGCGCCUUUUCCAGGAAGAGCCUAAAUGGACCCCUUGAACCGUGCCCCUGAUGUCGAUGAGAACGCUCAUCGGCAGUCUUACCUCCGCACGGUCCAGAACAAGGCUGUUGCUUAGAACAUUUGCUUUCCAUUGAUGACUUAAUGCUAAUUGCCAGCAUGGUGAGAGGCAUGGCUGAUAGCGGGGCCAAGACUACCGUUUGCCAUGAGAUUCCGGUGCUUGUAGCUCAUAACUGAUGGUUUUGUAUAUAUCAUAGCAGUUCGAUAGAUCAUGACACUUUUCACGUACAACGACUAUGGAAUCCCC
Molecule: messenger RNA, 879 nt
Organism: Aspergillus novofumigatus IBT 16806
Lineage: Eukaryota; Fungi; Ascomycota; Eurotiomycetes; Eurotiales; Aspergillaceae
Product: acireductone dioxygenase (Ni2+-requiring)
Exons: 3
Coding region: 161-613 (150 amino acids)
Molecular function (GO): acireductone dioxygenase [iron(II)-requiring] activity
Source: RefSeq, a predicted model, not a curated record